ACCUGCCACGAUGAGAAACUCCUGCACAGUUCUGGCAUUCUCUCUCUGGGCUGCCAUUUUUCUCCUGCUAAUUCCAGAAGAUUUCUGUGAAAAAAUCAUUGGAGGACAUGAUGUGCAACCUCAUUCAAGACCCUACAUGGUUCUACUUCAAACAAAAAAUAGUCUUUGUGCUGGGGCUUUGAUUAAAGAGGACUGGGUAUUGACUGCGGCUCACUGUGUCCUGAACAAGAAGUCCCAGAUCAUUCUUGGGGUUCAUUCAAGAACCAAGAGUAAGACAGAAACACAGACAAUGUCCCUUAAGAAAGAGUUUCCCUAUCCAUGCUAUGAUCCAGAAACAUAUGAGAAUGAUCUUCAACUUGUACAGCUGAGCAAAAAGGCAACAAUUAAUAAAAACGUGGCUAUCCUUUCUUUACCUAGAAAGGAGGAGGAUGUGAAACCAAAUAGCACGUGUCGAGUUGCAGGCUGGGGGAAGGUUGGUAACAAAGGGUCUUCAUCAGACACUCUGAAAGAAGUCAAUGUCACCGUCAUUGACAGAAAAACCUGCAAUGGAAAAAAAUACUAUAAUUAUAAUCCUGUGAUUGGACUGAAUAUGAUUUGUGCUGGAAACAUCAAGGGUGGAAAGGACUCAUGUGACGGAGACUCUGGCAGUCCUUUGAUAUGUAACAAUAGUCUCACAGGCAUCACUUCCUUUGGCCGCAAAGGGAAAUGUGGAGAUCCUCGCUUCCCUGGCAUCUAUACUCGUCUCGCAAAGAAGCACAUCAACUGGAUAAAAAAGACUAUGAACGGAGCAGUUUAGAAUUGUAUUUCAUUUCAUUUACUGUUACUUUUUGAUCUUAUAUAUGAAAUCAAUUUGCGUGACUGUGCCUGUUUCUUUACUCUCACUGUAAUGGGGGCAGGUCUCCACCAGCAACAUGGGGCAGAGUCAUACAGUCACCUGGAGGAUAAUGCAAGGGAGCGAUUAGGGGAACAAUGUCAUGGUGUCAUUCAGGAGUUAUGUAACUAACAGUGUUACUUAUCUCGAGGAAUCCCAGCAGGAAAGAUCAGGUGUCUAGUAACAAACACAGUAAGAACUCAGCAUUUCUGCAAGAACCACAAACCACCAGUCUAGAGCAUGCAAUUUAAAGAAAAUGAGUUGACCCUUCCAAAGCCAUUGUUCUACAUCAACACCUGCUAUUCAUACUUAACAUGCAAGACCCUGAGUCUGUGUGAAAUACAGGGACAGGAAAUCCUUGCAGCAAUUUCUAAAGGCAAGAGAAAAGUAGACAUUAAAAUUUAAGGGCCUAUAAAGGAUGCACGUGAUGAGACAAGAAAAUGAUGCCCCAGAAAGUCAACCUCCCUUCUCAGCCAUUCUCAUUUAAACCCUGGAUUAUCUGUGGAUGGCGUGGGCAGAGGUCGCUGUAGUCACUGAUGCUGAGAGUGGCGCUUGUGGACCCUGCAGUAUGUUCCACACUACUCAAGACUGCACUUAAUGGUGCCUCGAAGUCUUGGGUCAGUAGGAUAUGAUCCUAAUGAAAAGUGUUGACACCACUUGGGAGACUUGCCCUUCACUUUGUUGGACUUGAAAUUCUGCCUUUAGGGAUCUUUGCUGUCUUGUAGCCAUUCGUUACAUGGAUUCUUAUCUGAACUUGCCUCUACAGUGACUCCAUCAAGUCAAAAUUAAACCAGGUAUCCACAGCCACUGCAGCAUGAGUUCGAUCCCUGGCCAGGCCAGGUAGUAACCCACAUGGCACAGUAGACCUCUCCUGACUCACCUGCUGCUCCCCUCAUCAGUGUACUUUGGUCAAUCUGCCUGUUCUGUUCCCCACUGUCUCUGGUGAAUCCUCUCACCCCCCCUCCACCUCUGGCUUGUACCCCAGCUCUUGUAUA
This is a messenger RNA of Talpa occidentalis (Iberian mole), 1866 nucleotides long. Its product is annotated as granzyme A-like. The transcript has 5 exons. Gene Ontology annotation, biological process: positive regulation of apoptotic process; negative regulation of oxidoreductase activity; proteolysis. Gene Ontology annotation, molecular function: serine-type endopeptidase activity. Bases 11 to 796 code for a protein of 261 amino acids. Lineage: Eukaryota; Metazoa; Chordata; Mammalia; Eulipotyphla; Talpidae. The record is from RefSeq and is a predicted model, not a curated record.